Colletotrichum godetiae is the source of this 1233-nucleotide messenger RNA. Its product is annotated as Ser-Thr-rich glycosyl-phosphatidyl-inositol-anchored membrane family-domain-containing protein. The record is from RefSeq and is a predicted model, not a curated record. NCBI's taxonomy places the organism in Eukaryota, Fungi, Ascomycota, Sordariomycetes, Glomerellales, Glomerellaceae. The transcript has 2 exons. Bases 70 to 822 code for a protein of 250 amino acids.
CCUUUUGCUUCCUCACCGAUCCCAGUCACUCUUUUACCACUAUCCGGAUCCGAAAAAAACUCCACCAAAAUGCGUUUCUUCUCCGUUGCCCUCGCCAUUGCGGCCCCUCUGGUUUCCGCCAUUGAGUUCACCAGCCCCUCGGCCAACUCCACCGUUGCCAAGGGCAAGAGCUACGAGCUGUCGUGGAACACGGUCGACACUGACCCUUCGACCUUCAGCGUCUUCCUCGUCAACUUUGUCAACUGGCCUCCUUCCUAUGUCCUCUUGGCUCAGGACCUCGAGACCGCCGCCGGCUCUGCCUCCAUCGACGUUCCCUGCUCCACCCUCAACACUGACGGUUACCAAUUCAACGCCAUCAACGGCACCAACGUCUACGUGAUCUACGCGCAGACUCCCAAGUUCUCCGUCACCGGAUCCGACUGCACCGAUCCCACCACGCUGCCCCCGGCUUCGCCCUCCACCUGCGCGCCGCCGAGCACCGUCACUGUCACGGUGAGCAAGACCCUUUCCAAGAACUCCACCGCGACGGCGACGGGCGGUUUCUCGGCGGCCCAGAGCAGCUUCAUCACGACCACCGCCGCCGUCCCGGCCACCACUCCCGAUGCCCCCGUCUUCCAUGGUACUUGUCCUGACACCAUUGGCUGGGCCUCAGACUACCAUCACCCCGUAACUCUCACCAAGCCCCCUAAGGCCCCCGAGGUCACCGGCGCUCCCUACCCGACCGGCUCCUUCAGCGCCAAGCACGACGAGGAGGUGACUACCAUCUACCGUACCACCUACCUGCCUUUGGAGUUGGCCCCGACUGGUGCUUGCAAGUGUUAGAGUACCUGACACGACAAACAUCACUGACAAGAACUCUCCACGACUGACACUAACAAACGGCCCUGAUGUGAAUUUGUGGUCGAAACCGGGAAACGGAAAAACCGGGAGGAAAACCGGGGAGUAAGAGGCUGCAGCUUACGUCGUCUCCUUUGAGGCAAAAACUUUCUUGGACGUUGGUGGUUUGGUGUAAUACUUUUUGGGCAGCAGAGAAAGAAAUCGAAAUGGGGUUGCGAAGUGAAGGCCGAUCCUCGAUAUCACUUCCAACGCCCUCACCUUGAGCCCUCAACUCCGUCGCAUCACCCCUACCACGUCUCCUUUUCUUGUUGUGUGUGCGCUUUCACCUCUUAAUGUCUAAAUGUCUCAUGACACCACAAAAAAAGAUACCAUCAAAUCAACUUACAUGGCACCACA